Cornus florida is the source of this 1737-nucleotide messenger RNA. RefSeq lists its product as uncharacterized. The transcript has 9 exons. Gene Ontology annotation, molecular function: GTPase activator activity. Gene Ontology annotation, biological process: activation of GTPase activity; intracellular protein transport. The coding region runs from base 159 to 1502 and encodes 447 amino acids. Lineage: Eukaryota; Viridiplantae; Streptophyta; Magnoliopsida; Cornales; Cornaceae. The record is from RefSeq and is a predicted model, not a curated record.
UAACCCUUUCUUUGAGUUCUCUCUCUCUUCACGGUGUGUGAUGGUUCCGCAAAGACGAUGACUGGAGAGAGAAUGAGAUCUUCCUCCAGCUCUGAAAACCCUAGAAGCCUCUGCUCUGACCACAAUCAUUUCCAAUCAUUCUGACUGAGAUCAUCAACAUGGUGAAGAAGCGAGUCCCAGACUGGCUCAACAGUUCUCUCUGGUCCUCCUCCACUCCACCGCUUGACGAGGAUCGCAUCAGCCGUUACGCCUCCAAAUCCACCGCCACUUCAACCGACUCCUCGGAGGAGUCUCCUGUUCAGCCGCCCGUUCCGGUGCUGCCUCCGGCUGUGGUGGCAAGACAAGAGCCUCCUAAAGAGGAAACUAGGGAUCCUUCCAGCAAAAAUGACAAUGGGAGUUCCGCUGCUUCUUCGGCUGAAGACAUUUCUCGCCAGGCUCAGCUCUUACAAGAGCUUUCAAGGAAGGUUGUAAACAUGGGUGAAUUGCGGAAACUUGCGUCACAGGGUAUACCAGAUGCUGCCGGCAUUCAAUCUACUGUGUGGAAGCUCUUAUUGGGUUAUCUGCCAAGUGAUCGAGGACUUUGGUCGUCAGAAUUGGCUAAGAAGAGGUCUCAAUACAAGCAUUUUAAAGAGGAGCUUUUGAUGAAUCCUUCAGAAAUUACAAGAAGGUUGGAUAAGUCUGGCAGUUAUGAAAAUGAUGAAUCAAAAAGUGCAUGCGAUGGUCCUCUCUCUAGAUUGGAAAUAACUCAUGGAGAGCAUCCUUUGAGUCUUGGAAAGAGCAGCAUCUGGAAUCAGUUCUUCCAGGACACAGAGAUCAUAGAGCAGAUUGAUCGAGAUGUGAAGCGCACCCAUCCCGACAUGAACUUUUUUUCUGGAGAUUCACAGUUUGCAAAAUCCAAUCAGGAGGCUCUGAGGGACAUAUUGAUUGUAUUUGCAAAGUUGAAUCCUGGUAUAAGAUAUGUGCAAGGAAUGAAUGAAAUUUUGGCACCUUUAUUCUAUGUAUUCAGAAAUGACCCUAAUGAGGAAUAUGCGGCCUCUGCAGAAGCAGACACGUUCUUUUGUUUUGUCGAGUUAUUAAGUGGAUUCCGGGAUAAUUUCUGUCAGCAACUUGACAAUAGUGUUGUGGGAAUCCGUUCCACAAUUACUAAGUUGUCACGGCUUUUAAAGGAGCAUGAUGAAGAGCUGUGGCGUCAUCUUGAAGUCACAACCAAAGUCAAUCCGCAAUUUUAUGCAUUUAGAUGGAUUACUCUCCUCUUGACUCAAGAAUUCAAUUUUGCGGACAGCCUUCACAUAUGGGAUACACUUCUCAGUGACCCUGAAGGUCCUCAAGAGACCUUGCUUCGGGUAUGCUGUGCAAUGCUGAUUCUUGUUCGGAGGCGCUUACUUGCAGGUGAUUUCACGGCUAACCUCAAGUUACUCCAAAAUUAUCCAUCAACGAACAUCAGCCACCUUCUCUACGUCGCCCAUAAAUUGCGAACCCAUUCAGUUGGUCAGAUUUUGUAAUCAUCAUAUAUAUAUUUUUUAUCCUUCCUUUUUAUUUUAUUUUUUUAUUUGGUGUUGAAAUUUGGUGUCUGUAAAAUAUAUUGGAUGUAAAUCUCAGGUUUAAGUAGGUUUUAUUUUUCCCUCUUCAAAAUUUGUAAUUGUUGCAUUUGUGGGACAGGACACUUAUUCUUUGAUCUGUGACAUUAGAAGAAAAAACUCCCCUAAUUAAGAUAUAAAUGAUUUCUUAAUUCUUCUA